CCAAAUACAUUUGUUUCAUGCAUUUCCGGGUCAAACAAUCAUGGCGGACGUGAAGUCUUUGGAACAUCCAACAUUGAAGGUUCCAUAUGAAGUACUGAACAAAAAGUUUCGCACAGCACAAAAAAAUAUUGACCGUGAGGUCUCUCACAUACAAGGUGCGGGCAACGAACUUGAGAAAUGUCUGCAGGAAAGUAGUGUCUCAGUGGGUGAUGUCUCAAGAGUCCUUGACAACAUGGUGGAAAAACUAACAUUUCUCAAGAGGAAGGCUGAUGAAAGUAUCCAGGAUGAGUUGGAAGCUGCGAGGGUCAUCAAGCGCCGUGUGGAGCACCUGAAAGAGGCCGAGAAUCUCCCCGAGGAGGCGCGUCCGCUAUGGCAGAAGAAGCGCCUGGAUCGCAUGUUGGUGGAGUUCUUCCUGCGGGCAGGGUACUAUAACACAGCUCUGAAGUUGGCGCGGCAUUCGGAGAUAGAGGACUUGACAAACAUAGAACUGUUCCUGACCUCAAAGGAAGUUGAGGAAUCGCUGAUGAGACACGAGACUGGGCCCUGUCUAGCUUGGUGCUACGACAACAAGUCCAAACUACGAAAGAUGAAGAGUACCCUAGAGUUCAAAGUUCGCAGACAGGAGUUUAUUGAGUUGGUUCGCAGUGAUAAGAGACUGGAGGCUGUCAAACAUGCCAGGAAAUACCUGAGUGGUGUCGAGGACGACCAGAUCCCAGCGGUGCAGAAGGUCAUGGCACUCCUGGCAUUCCCCAGUGAUACACAGAUAGCUCCUUAUAAGGAGCUGCUUGAUGUGAGCCGGUGGCAGGAGCUUGUCCAGCAGUUCCGGGAGGAAAACUUCAAGUUGCACCAGCUCAACUGUACGUCUGUCUUCACCGCCGCCAUCCAGGCCGGACUGUCUUCACUCAAAACACCUCACUGUUACAAGUCUACAUCUGACAACAAGAACCCCAACUGUCCCGUGUGUUCCAAACACCUGAACGAGCUCGCUAGACCUCUGCCGUAUGCCCACUGUGCCAACUCCAAACUUAUCUGCACAAUUACGGGUGGUUCCCUCAACGAGAAUAACCCUCCGAUGAUGCUCCCCAAUGGCCAUGUUUAUGGAUACAAUUCUCUUGCGACAAUGGCUUCUAAUAACGAUGGCCGGGUUGUCUGCCCACGAACAAGAGAAAUCUACAAGCUAGAUGAUAUCGACAAGGUGUUUGUCAUGUGAUCAGUCUCACACGACGGAGAAAAAGGCACUGCGUGAAAGACGACCAUGUGAUGUAGAUAGAUAGAUAGAUAGUUACUGAAAGUAAGAAAGAGACUGGAUUGUGACUGAUUUUAGCUUUACAUUUACACAUAGAACCAAGUAGAACGGUGUAGAUACUCGAUGUGAGAUGUGGACUGAUAAUGUAUGUACAGAACAACACUCCAAGUUUUAAGCUGAGCAGCGAAUGGUCAAUAAAUCAUGAGAGUUGAUCGUGAGUCGUUGAUGUGAGAUUACACAAACUGUUCAAUGUUGUCUUUGGUUAAUAAUAGCUUAUGAAAGCCGGAAUGUGUGGCAUUGCAGUCUUGAUAAAUAUGUACUUAUUUGUGAAGUUUUUCAGAUGUUGUUCCCAAUUUCAUUAAAAUGAAAUCCUACUCUGAUGCGAUACCACUCUGCAUGAAGAUCUAACUUCUCCUCCAUAGUAGGUCCGUUAGGAGACUCAGGAUUGAUUGUUGACUGCCUCGUCUCAAGGAAGGAUGCAUGGGUUCUUGAGUCAAAUGAAUGGCAACUUUCUACACUGAUUGUUGUCUCACCACUUUGAUUCCGAUAUUUUGAUCUUGGCAAAAGAAAACUGGCAUACAACACAAAAUUACCCACAAUGGUACAUACAUUUGGUGUGGAUGCCAUGGCGCUCAGAAACAAAAGGAUGCAUAAUAUGUUCACAACAAUUUAAUAGCUUGACUAUAUUUUUUAACAUACAGAGCUCAAAAGUAAUAUUCUUGUUAGAGGUGCAGAAAUCAGACAUGCUUCUCACAUAGAACAUACAUAUUCCUUAGAUGGUAGGCACUUACAGAAAGAAAGCCACCAGAUAUUACGCUCGAAAGUUCACCAUUUUGGGUGUAGUUUUUUUAUUAACAUUUAGAACUGUUUAUUUUGUUUUCAAGUUACAUUUUGUUUGUUUUGUUUAACCCAGCACUCAGCAAUAUUCCAGCUAUAUGACGGUGGUCUAUAAAUAAUCGAGUCUUGAACAGACAAUCCAGUGAUUUAGAUCAUGAGCAUCAAUCUACGCAUUUGGGAUACGAUGACAUGCAUCAACCAAGUCAGCGAGCCUGAACACCCUAUCACGUUAUUCUCCUAUUACGACAAGCAUCAUGGCCAGGUAUGGCAAGCAUAGGUUGCUGAAGUCUUAUUCUCUAUCCAGAUCUUCACAGGCCUCAAGGCACAGUAUUCAGAUAUGUUGCUCUGUAUACUUUACUCAUUCAUACCCUGAAUUCAGAAGCCUUGGCACUGAUUGGCUGAUUAGCUGAUUAGAAAGUUCACAGAAGUAACCUGCUAUGGAGGUGUCCGCAGAUCGUCAUGAGUAAAGAUAUCAUAUUGAAGAUCUGAUUGUAAUGAGAUUGAUAUAUUGUUCAGGUAAACGUUACAUUCAAACUAUCUAGCCAGCAUUCAUUCAGUACUUGUCUUAAACAAGGGGGAAAUCAGUUGCAGAAUCAUUUAAGCGUUAUGUUUUUGCCAUUGGCAUCGUCAGUACUUCACAGGUUUAUAUACACUUCCUUUUCUUCAUCACCAUGACAACAAACAGUGAGUAAGUUGCGGAAGAGUUGCUAUUUUUAACCGACCACUCAAGCCAUGGCAUGGGAAUAAUCAGGAUAACAAUGGCAGUGUUGUGGCUUUGUGACCAGCUGCUUCAACACCAGGCAACGGUAGGGUUUGCACAAAGUUCCCAGUUGCACUUCAUUGACCUGUGUGAGUUGUGCAUAGUCUCAUUUCAUUACUGUCGUAGAUAUGAACAUGCCUCACUAGUACACUGCAAAGUUGACAUACAUUUUCUUUGGUUACGGAGGAGCGUAAUAUACAUGUGAGAAGUGAAACUUAAGAAAACACGUAGGAAUAUAAAGCCUGAGUGAACCGCCCCAUUUAUGAUGUAGUGUCAAAUGAUCUGCAGCCUUUGCUGUUUUCAUAAGCACUGACACAUCGGAAAACAACAACUCUCCGAUCCUUUAGGGAAUGUUACACACAACAUUUCAAGUAGUUCCUGCUAGGUGACCUCAUUUGUAUUUUAGGGAACAAUUAUAUAUAGCCGAUAACACUACCCGUUAUGUGGUGAACUGGCUGUCAUGGCCAUGGUUGAUCGAAGACAUUGACCCCCCCAAAUAAAGUGUGACAUAAUGUACAGGGGAAGUGUCUGUUUAUGUCUGAGGCACGUAGUGUUCUUGUUGGCGAAAGAAGUGUGAUUGUCUUGAAUAUGUGUGAUGUCAAUAUCUGCUGUAACCAUGAUCGUGACUUUAGUUUUGUCCAAGGCCAUACGAAUCCUGGUUCUGUACCACCCUCUUCUCCAUGGAUUGGAUUAAAAAACAUCACAAUGUUAGUUAAAUUUAGUCUAGGUGGGAUAUUCCAACUGGUUUGAGGGGCUAUGGGUGGCCCAGUCAUGUAAAGCACUGCAAUUCAUCGUGCGGAGUUGCGUCGUGCAGAGUGGCGUCGUGCCAAAGCACUAUGAUCACAGGUUCAAAUCCAGGUUUGCCCAGGUGAUGUUCCUAGGUUUGUCAGCACCAUGCCCGUGCUCGUGGGUUUCACCAAAGUGGUAAUGUCUGAUGUGAAUAACUUCAGGCUUUCCUCCCACAUCAACACACCAUGAUAUACCUGAGACUGUUCAAAGCGGCAUUAAACGAACAUACUCACUCACUCCAACUGCCUAGAAACUUUCAUGACACUUAAUUUUGAAGACUCUUUCAAAAGUUAUUGUGAGGCAUGGCCUGAGAAUUUUUACUGUUUCACGUUUUGAAAAGCAUCCCGAAAGCAUCGUGUGGAUUUCUUCUCAGUGAAUUAUGUGUAACAAAGUAAAAGACAUUUAUCAGUUUAUUUCUGAUGGUAUGUGCGUAAGUAGGAGUGUUUUUGGCCAGUAAAUUGGUAUAACAUCCUUGAUGGUAUAUACUUGAAGGACGAUCUGAUGGCUGGUUCAUUAGUUCUGCUGUAAGUUCCAGACAUAUGGCCGUUGACAAGGGAGUUAACUGACUAUAAAAUCAAGUUUCCACCCUUGCCAAACUAGGUUAAAUUAUGGACAUCGGAUCAAAAACAACAUGGCAACUGUCAUGUCAACUGCAGAAUUUGCAGAGCAUGUGUACCAUCAAAUCGGUGUUGACAGAUGUUUUCCAAAUCUAAUCUAAAAUAAAUGCCCACUCCUUGACCAAUAAGAAGCUAAUACUUUAAUAUAAGGUGAGACAAAGCAUUUUGCUCAUCUCAACGAUGGUCUGGGUUUGAUUCCCACAUUGGUAGAGAAUAUGAAGCCCUUUUCUGAUAUCCCCUACCUUGAUAUUGUUGGAAUCUUGCUGAAGCAGCCAACAGAUCUACUCUCUGAUGGAUGACGAUCAAAUAUGUGUUCUGCUGGUGUUUAUUGCAAGAUUCCCUGUUCAAUAUUGCUACUUGAAUGUGUCUUUCACAGAGAUGUUUUAAUUCUGUAUUGAAGUCUUUAGUUAUGUUUCUGUCCAGAUCAUCAAUGUCUAUUUUCACCUCCGAACAUUCAUGCACGAUUUGCUUGCAUGUAUUUGUAUGUGUGCUUGGCAAAGACGAACAUGUACCAUAAUAUAUACUCAUUUAUAAUAAAGCAACAUGAUGUAUAUGAAUC
Molecule: messenger RNA, 4808 nt
Organism: Haliotis rufescens (red abalone)
Lineage: Eukaryota; Metazoa; Mollusca; Gastropoda; Lepetellida; Haliotidae
Product: E3 ubiquitin-protein transferase MAEA-like
Exons: 9
Coding region: 41-1210 (389 amino acids)
Biological process (GO): proteasome-mediated ubiquitin-dependent protein catabolic process
Cellular component (GO): cytoplasm; GID complex; nucleus
Molecular function (GO): protein binding; ubiquitin protein ligase activity
Source: RefSeq, a predicted model, not a curated record